AUGGUUAACACAUUCCACCCUUACGCCGCCGCCUCCGCCCGCAUCCGCAACUUCUCGACCCCCUUCUCGCUCCGGAAGGAGAUCCCCUGGUGGUACCAGAUCCAAGACCCGGGAUCCGAACGCGUGACCCUCUGGAACCACAUCUUCUUCGUCAUCUGCAUCAUGGGCCUCUUCCUCGACCCCAUCUACUUCUUCCUCCCCAGCAUCGGCGGCUCCUCCUGCAUGAAAAUCGACAUGGGCCUCGGCAUCAUCGUCACCUUCCUCCGCACCGUCUUCGACUUCUUCUACAUCUGCCAUGUCGCCGUCAAGUUCAGGACUGCUUUCAUCGCUCCCGGGUCUCGGGUUUUCGGGCGAGGCCAGCUCGUCAUGGACCCCCGGGCAAUCGCCCUCCGCUACCUCAAAUCCGACUUCUCUAUCGACCUCGCCGCCGCCCUCCCUCUCCCACAGAUUAUGAUUUGGUUCAUAAUUCCAGCAGUGAAAACCCCAACAGCUGCCCAUGCUAACCAUACCCUUUCUCUGAUUGUUCUGCUUCAAUAUGUUCCUAGAUUUAUUCAAAUUUUCCCGCUGAACCGGCGGAUUACUAAAAGUACUGGUGUUGUAGCCAAGACUGCUUGGUCAGGGGCUGCAUACAAUCUCGUUCUGUUUUGUCUAAUUGCACAUAUUGUUGGGUCUACGUGGUAUGUGUUGUCCAUUCGACGACAGUAUGAGUGCUGGAAGGGUGAAUGCAGCAAGGAAAUUAAUAAAACACACUCUCCAUCCUGUAAAAUUUCGUUUCUUGAUUGUAGCAGUGAAGGCAACCCCGAACGCGAUGCUUGGCUCAAGAUCACAAAGGUGGCAGAAAGUUGUGAUGCUAAUGACGACCAAGAUUUCGAGUUUGGAAUGUUUGCUGAGGCUUUCACUAACGAGGUUGCUGGUGCAGUGUUUAUUGAAAAAUACUUCUAUUGCCUCUGGUGGGGUAUGAGAAAUUUAUGUUCAUAUGGACAAGAUAUUGAGACAAGCACUUCCGCCAGUGAAACCUCAUUAUGCAUUCUCAUUUCCAUUCUUGGUCUCGUUCUCUUCUCACAUCUCAUGAGCCAGAUGCAGACCUAUCUGCAAUCUGCAACGAUUAGACUUGAAGAAUGGAGGGUUAGAAAAAGAGACACAGAGGAGUGGAUGAGGCACCGUCAACUCCCUCCAGAAUUGCAAGAACGUGUUCGUCGUUUUGUUCAAUAUAAGUGGAUUGCCACAAGAGGGGUAGAUGAGAAAAACAUUCUGGAGGCUUUGCCUACGGAUCUCCGCCGUCAAAUUCAAAGGCAUUUGUGUCUUGCCCUUGUCCGCCGUGUACCCUUUUUCGCACAAAUGGAUGAUCAGCUUCUGGAUGCCAUAUGUGAACGCCUCGAGUCAUCCUUGAAUACCAGGAACACAUACAUCAUCAGGGAAGGUGAUCCUGUGAAUGAGAUGCUUUUCAUCAUCAGAGGGCAACUUGAGAGCUCCACAACUGAUGGUGGAAGGACAGGGUUCUUCAACUCAAUAACCCUCAGAGCCGGUGACUUCUGCGGCGAAGAGUUGCUUACAUGGGCCUUGAUGCCUACAUCAAGCCUCAACCUUCCAUGCUCAACUCGAACGGUGAAGUCUCUAACAGAAGUCGAGGCAUUUGCACUGAGAGCUGAAGAUCUCAAGUAUGUUGCGAAUCAAUUCAAGCGCCUUCACAGCAAGAAACUGCAGCAUGCUUUCAGGUACUAUUCACACCAGUGGAGAACAUGGGGGGCUUGUUUUAUACAAGUUGCUUGGAGGAGGUUUAGGAAGAGAAAGUUGGCAAUGGAAUUGGCAAAGGAGGAGGAGUAUUAUUACACACAUGUUUUGGACCAAGAAGACCUUGGCAACAGCAAUUCAGAAUCAAGAAUAGGAGGUGGCAGUACAGAUUAUGAGGGUAGAGGUGCUGAGAGAUCAUCAUCAGUGGGAAAUAUUCUGCAUAAUAUUCCACUUGGGCCUGCAAUUUUGGCAUCUAAAUUUGCGGCAAACACCAGAAGAGGGAUUCAGAAGGUGGCAUCAGCACUUCACCACGAUGAAAGCAGCUCCACCAUGCCCAAAAAACUGUUCAAGCCAGAUGAGCCUGAUUUUUCAGCAGACACUUGA
Messenger RNA from Prunus armeniaca (apricot), 2115 nucleotides. NCBI's taxonomy places the organism in Eukaryota, Viridiplantae, Streptophyta, Magnoliopsida, Rosales, Rosaceae. The record is from the annotation of a GenBank genome assembly.